AUGAAGGGUGCUUUUAUCCUCGCUCUCUCGGGCUCUGCCCUUGCUGUCCCCUUUGGCGGCUUGGCCAUUGACUAUCAGCUCGCGCCUGCUAGGCGUCAAACCUACGGUACGCCUGGCGGCAACUCUCCAGGCGGCGGUGCCCCAGGCGGUGGUUUCCCCGGUGCUCCUAGCGGCAACGCUCCAGGUGGCGGUGCACCAGGUGGUGGCUACCCCGGCGGAGGUGCUCCAGGCGGUGGCUUCCCUGGUGCUCCUGGAGGCAACUCUCCCGGUGGCGGUGCUCCAGGUGGCGGAUCCCCUGGUGCUCCCGGUGGUGGUUUCCCUGGCGCUCCUGGUGACGGUGCUCCAGGCGGUGGUGCUCCAGGCGGCGGUGCUCCAGGCGGUGGUGCUCCAGGCGGUGGUGCUCCAGGCGGUGGUGCUCCAGGCAGUGGUGCUCCAGGCGGCGGUGCUCCAGGCAGUGGUGCUCCAGGCAGUGGUGCUCCAGGCAGUGGUGCUCCAGGCAGUGGUGCUCCAGGCAGUGGUGCUCCAGGCGGUGUCACAAUCGAACAACAAUGUCUUGAUCUUACUACAAAGUUUCCUGUUUCGGAAUGGUGCGCGGAAAUUUCCGACACAUCUACGGUAGUAAUCGCCGCUUGUAACCCCUCCACCGACUUCAUCUAA
This is a messenger RNA of Pyrenophora tritici-repentis Pt-1C-BFP, 657 nucleotides long. The record is from RefSeq and is a predicted model, not a curated record. NCBI's taxonomy places the organism in Eukaryota, Fungi, Ascomycota, Dothideomycetes, Pleosporales, Pleosporaceae.